This is a messenger RNA of Myxocyprinus asiaticus (Chinese sucker), 4762 nucleotides long. Its product is annotated as E3 ubiquitin-protein ligase RNF34-like. Gene Ontology annotation, cellular component: plasma membrane; cytoplasm. NCBI's taxonomy places the organism in Eukaryota, Metazoa, Chordata, Actinopteri, Cypriniformes, Catostomidae. The coding region runs from base 122 to 1336 and encodes 404 amino acids. Gene Ontology annotation, biological process: proteasome-mediated ubiquitin-dependent protein catabolic process; negative regulation of extrinsic apoptotic signaling pathway via death domain receptors; protein K48-linked ubiquitination. Gene Ontology annotation, molecular function: ubiquitin protein ligase activity. The record is from RefSeq and is a predicted model, not a curated record. The transcript is spliced from 9 exons.
GCUCUUUUCUACAAAUUCACAGGGAUGAUUGAAAGAGAAGACGUCAUGGAGUGUUCCCGAGCUUCCUUGCAAUGAGCAUCAUUUUAGAAUUAUCCGACAAUUUUCACGGACGGGAGUUGCAAUGAAGGCUGGGGCCUCCUCCAUGUGGGCGUCAUGUUGCGGGCUGCUGAACGAGGUGAUGGGCACAGGGGCGGUCCGUACACAGCAGCCGGGCUUCGGAGCUGGAGCCGGACCAUUCCGCUUUGCCCCCAGCGCUGGAUAUUCCACCUACCCCCCCAGCAGCGCCACAUCAGGAACCACAGGCCUGGUGUGCAAAGCCUGCGGACUGGCCUUCUCCGUGUUCCGACGAAAGCACAUUUGUUCGGACUGUAAGAAGAGCUUCUGCUCGCUGUGCUCUGUGCUGCAGGAGAACCUGCGGUGCUGUGCCACCUGCCACCUGCUGUGGGGCACGGCCUUCCAGCGACCGCGCUUAAUGCGACUCCGCGUUAAAGACCUGCGGCAGUACCUCACGCUGCGAAACAUCAACACGGACACCUGCAGAGAGAAAGAGGACCUGGUGGACCUCGUGCUCUGCCAUUUGGGUGCCGAGUUGGAGAUCGGAGAAGAUGAUGAGGAGGAGGAAGAAGAGGAGGUGGAAGGGGACACAGACAGCCUGCCGUCACUCCCGUGCUCUCUUUCCACUCCACCUGCCUCUGCCGCACGCUCCGCAUCCCAGCAGUCAGCACUGUCCGCAACCGCCUCUCAGGGAGAAGCUCUCAGUCGCAGCGAUAGCUCAGGGACAACCAGUCAGGACCAUGGAGAUGCUGCAUCAGUUACUCUCCUCAACCUGGAGCCUCAUGAGGAGAUACUGGAGCAGGCGAGCCCGGCAACGCAGAGACGGGCGCGCGCCUCCCUCUCAGACCUGUCUCACGAAGAAGACAUUGAGUGUCUGACGGUACGGCAGCUGAAAGAGAUCCUUGCACGAAACUUUGUCAACUAUUCAGGUUGCUGUGAGAAAUGGGAGCUGGUGGAGCGCGUCCAUCGACUUUACAGAGAGAACGAACACAAUAGAAGAUCCAUGGACAACGUUAGCAACAUGUCUGCAGUUAUAGUUUACCCUCCACCUAUAUGCAAUGGAGGUACUGGAGAAAAUCUUCUAUGCAAGUAUGGUAUGCAAGUGGCUCAGCUGAGCGGAACUGAUGAGAACAUGUGUCGUAUCUGCAUGGAUGCUGUUAUAGACUGCGUUCUGCUGGAGUGUGGUCACAUGGUCACCUGCACCAAGUGUGGCAAGAGAAUGAAUGAGUGCCCCAUCUGCAGGCAGUAUGUGGUGCGGGCAGUGCACGUCUUCAAAUCUUAACACUGGGCCUCUACUGGAAAAUCUACACACACUGCUUGACUGAGCAGUAUUGGGCCAUGACUGGACCAAGUCACUGCCCCUUUAGUUUCACACUGAAUUAAAGGGAUAGUUCACCCAAAAUGAGAAAUUAUGUUAUCAUUUACUCACCCUAAUGUCAUUUCUAACCCAUGUAACUUUCGUUUGAAGAAUGUAUGAGUCGUUUUUUUCCAUGCAGUUAUAAUGAAAGAAAUGGUAUCAUAAAAGUGGUCAAUAUGACUUGGGUACUAAAUUCCUAGACUUCUGAAGUCAAACGAUAGCUUUGUGUGAAGAACAUACCAAAAUAUGUCAUUAUUCACUGAAAAUAUUCACAUCCACCCUAGCUGUCCUUGGCACAUUCAUGAUGGAAGUAGCGAUUCAUGAACGAAUCAUUCUUUUGAGGCAGGUCUUUUAAAUGAAUUGGCUGAUUUGGUUGAAACUGACAUGAAGGUGAGUAAAUUAUGACAGAAUUUUUAUUGUCGGGUGAACUGUCCCUUUAAAGUCAUGGAAAAUGGUACUGCGCGCACACUUUCGAGCGCAAGCAUUUCCUGCUGGCUGUUUUAUUUGAUGAUUCAUUGACACUGUACUUGUGUUUGAAUCAAAUCUGUGGUUAGUAAACAAGGGAAGAUGGACUUUAGAGGAAAAAAGUAUAUAAAGUUUAAAUGGUUUACAUUAUUGUAAACAUUUGGAAAUGUUUUAUUGUAUGUGCAAUAUUAGAAUUCUUUACGUGUGCGUGUAGAGAAACCGAUUGCCAUUAAGAUGCAUGUUGUCGUAGCGACAGUGAAGGGAGAAUGUAGGUGCCAAAGUAGAAAUGUGCAGAAUGGCUUCUGGAUUGUUUUUAUGUGCUAUUAUUAAAACCUUUUUUCCAUGUAUUGAAUCUGCUACUGCCACAUGCCACAAUGUAGUAUCUGUAACACAGGAUCAUAUGACCAGCGAGCAGUGGAGUUAUCUACAGCAACAGUGACUGCUAGUUGAAAGAAAAUACACUUCAUAUUUUCAAAGAGUCACUGGAAUCCAGCAUCUGCCAUUAUGUAGCUUAUCACUGGAACCUCAAUUACUUUUUUAGAUUCAUCCAAUUUUGCAGUACCUGUAAGACAAUAAGUGUGUGGUUAAUCUGCCUCCAUUGUGCCGUGUAAACACAAUACUUAAAGUUGCACCAAGAAUUUUUUUUGUGAUUGUGCAUCGUUUUAUACAUAUUUAGGUGGAAAACUUUUUGAAGUGGAAAAAAUUACUUGGUGCACCUUAAAUUGGCCUCAUGCCAUGAUAGGUUUUGAUUAACAAAAUGUCAUUUCUCUGUUGGUCAAAGAGACAAAUCUGCUUUGUUGUUCUUCAUCUCAAGCAAUACAAUGACACAAGUCAAAUUUUUUUUUUUUUUGGUGUUGUAUUGUGCCACACAAACCUGUGUACAUUUUCAAAGAUUUCCACAAGCGGUGCUACAUGCAUUUAUGUAUCACAGUUCUCUACUGGGUUUGCUCAAAAAUUGCAGAUUCUACUUUUGUUGAAUCCACUGUUUGUUUCUUCCCCCCUCUUUUGUGAAUAUUGAAGUCAUAGAUCAGGGGUCCCCAAACUUUUUCUGCGAGGUCCACGUAAUUUUUCCUUUCUUUAAUGGGGGGCUAGGGAUGCAGCGAUUAACCGGUUUCACGAUUUAAAACGUCACGGUUAAUUAAUCGUAAAGGUUCCGCUAAACCGAGUGUUUCUGUUACACAGAACGGAACUGCUGCAGCUUGCGCAAAACGAAAACAAAGUUACACUAGCGGUGCACCAUCUUAAAAUGACGUGCUUAUCAGAGGCAUGGAGGCUGAUUCAAAAUCAAUACAUUUACUUACUUAUGCAUAUUAAUUAGUGUGAACUGUGGGCUUGCUUCUGGCUGGUGAGAAGUCCAAUGUCAGGUUCCAUUCCUGUCACAGCCAGUCUCAAAGACUGAUGUUCAUCAGUGAGUCUUGAUCUCACUGGAGUUUUCAUCAGUUUCAUGCAUGAAAAGGUUUGCUCACAGAUAUACGUGCUGCCAGAAAGUGUGGACAUCUUCAUUGCAUGCCUUUUGUUUGGGUGUGUCUCGUUUGGGAGGGCAGCAUAGAAUUCAGUGAGACCGUUGGGCUUAAAUGCGUCUUUCAGAACAUCACAGUUCUGUAACUCAGCCAACUCAAACUGAUAAGAAGGCAAGGCUUCGUCAAUGUCGGAAGCGAAGGGGUUCUGGAAAAGGCGGAUUUCUUUAGCAUGGACAUGUAGCUCAUGGAGCCGCACGUCUUCUUUUUGAUUGUAUUCUUUGAACACAGACACUGUUUCUUGACAGAUGAGACAAACAGCCACUUCUUUGCACUGAACAAAAAAAUCAUCACUUGUCCACUUUUGGUUAAAUACCCUGCAUUCUGAAUCAACCUUUCUCUUUCCCAACCGUUUCGCCAUUUUGUCGUCUCUUUGAAUUUUCUUGCUGGCUCACGCGUCACCUGUUCGAUUGCGAUGGCACGUUAUGUUCAACGUACCAUUCUGUUGGUAGGUGAAUUUUACUAAUAAUUAGGCUACGUUAAUAACUAAGGGAAAUUUUAGUUUGAAAGCCAACCUUUAUUAUCAAAUACAGACAUGAUAUAAGUAAAACAUAUAUUUAAAAUUGCAUUUUAAAAUGACAAAAUAUGUCUCUGGCAUUGUUCAAAGGGCCGGUCCAAAUGUGGGGGCGGGCUGCAUUCGGCCCGCGGGCCGUAGUUUGGGGACCCCUGUCAUAGAUAAUGGUAAGAUAAUGAGAGGAAAUUGUCAUAUAAUUCCUCUAGAUGCCCUUUGUUUUUCUGUGAAUUAUGUAGUCAAAUAUAAGUUAGAAUGUCUGUGGUAUUGCCUAGACAAACAAAUAUAAUGGAAAAUUUAACCUAUUAAUCGCAUAAUUUUAUAAAAAUAUAAAAACAAGAUGCACAUCAAGUAUAUGCAUAUAUUUUGCUCUCUGACCUUUUUUUUUUUUUUUUUCCGUACUCAUCAUUCCAGUUUUCCCAAGAGUGUAAACAGCAUUUAUUUAGUAGGUUAUAUUUUACACCACCCAAAAAGAAAAUUCUACAGGAGAAUUGAUAGCUUUCUGGUGUCUCGGCCAUGUAUUUAUAUAACUAGAAUUUUCUUUUUCUUUUUUUCUGUCUUGGUUUUAAAAAUUUCCACCACUGUCUACCCAACACUGACACUGUGCAUAUGUGUAUGCUUCUAAUGCUGCUAUCUUUAAAAGAUGUCACUUGGUAGUAGGCAACUACUCUACCUGAGCAGACAAUGGAAAAGAUUACACACUCAAAAUUAAGUGAGCGCUUUAAGAAGUUUUGGGUCUGGUCUUUGUACUUUGGAAUGUUGAACUUUUUAUUUGGUAAUUCAAAAAUGAUUUAUUAAAUUGAAUAAAAAUAUGGUAUCUUGAACUAACAAAAUAAAGAUUUUUCUCAUUUAAGUAGA